Molecule: messenger RNA, 732 nt
Organism: Megalopta genalis
Lineage: Eukaryota; Metazoa; Arthropoda; Insecta; Hymenoptera; Halictidae
Source: RefSeq, a predicted model, not a curated record
AUGGGGCCUAGUGGCCUCAUAAUACAGGCCAACCUGAACCACUCGGCCAGGGCACAAGACCUACUUGUGCAAUACCUGGCCGAGCGGGGUGCAGGGUUGGCCGUGGUGGCGGAGCCAUAUAGGGUCCCCGACCAUCCUCAUUGGAUGGGGGACUCAGGCGGCUCCGCCGCCAUAUACUGGGUAGGUAGGCCGGGAUCCCCGGCGUGCUCGGUCAUCGAACGCGACUGGGGAUUCCUGGCUGUUGAUUGGGGCGGCACCGCGGUUGUGGCGAUCUACGCGCCUCCUAGACGGUCCCUUGAAGAGUUCGAACAGUGCCUGGACGAGGUAGGGAGAUGCGUCUCCCGCUGCCUGUCCCGUCCGGUGCUGGUCCUGGGGGACCUCAAUGCCAAGGCUACGGCCUGGGGGUCUCCCAGGACGGACGCGAGGGGCCGGGAGGCAACAGCCCCGGCCGCGCGACAUAUUACGGGGUGGAGGGUGGCGGAGGAGGUCGAGACAUUAUCUGACCACAGAUAUAUUGUUCUCGGCCUCUCCGCUGUCGCAUCGACACCCCAACGUCGCCCCGCCAAUGAGGGUUCGCCUCAGCCGCGGUGGGCGCUGAAGCGUCUCGACCAGGACGCUCUGAUGGCGGCAGCCCACGUCGUGGCCUGGCCAGGUACACCGGCUGGGCCCGUCGACAGGAAGGCGGAAGUCGGUGUACUGGUGGUCGCGCGCCAUAGCGGAUUUACGCACUGA